This is a messenger RNA of Diplodia corticola, 1218 nucleotides long. RefSeq lists its product as uncharacterized. The transcript has a single exon. Gene Ontology annotation, cellular component: cytoplasm. Bases 1 to 1218 code for a protein of 405 amino acids. NCBI's taxonomy places the organism in Eukaryota, Fungi, Ascomycota, Dothideomycetes, Botryosphaeriales, Botryosphaeriaceae. The record is from RefSeq and is a predicted model, not a curated record.
AUGUCGGACGACCGCCCAACAACUUUUCCGCCGCCUUCAAGUCGCCGCCCGCUCCCGCUGCUGCUGCCCGGCUGCGCCAUGUCGCCCAUCCCCGUCACCGUCAUCACCGGCUUCCUCGGCUCCGGCAAGACCACGCUGAUCCUCAACCUGCUCGCCCAGCUGCCGCCCGACUACAAGCUCGCCUUGCUGAAGAACGAGUUCGGCGAUGUCGCUAUCGACUCCCAGCUCGCCGCUUCCCAGGCCAUCUCGGGCGUCCAGGAGCUCCUGAACGGCUGCAUCUGCUGCAACCUGACCGGCCAGCUCGGCGAUGCUCUCGAAACCCUCCGCACCACUGCCCGGCCCGACCGCAUCGUCAUCGAGACGAGCGGCAGCGCCUUCCCCGCAACCCUGGCCAUGGAGGUAAACCGCAUCUCUCGCGAAACCGGCGCCUUCGUGCUAGACGGCGUCAUGAGCGUCGUCGACGUCGAGAACUGGCAGGGCUACGAAGACACCAGCUACAGCGCCAAGGUGCAGGCCCAGUACACCGAUCUCAUCGUGCUGAACAAGUGCGAGCUCGUCAGCGAGCGUCGCGUCGAAGACGUGGAAGAUAAGAUCCGGGACCUCGAACUCGACGUCCCCACUCCCAUCGUCAAGAGCGCCAAGGGCCGCGUGGACAAAGACAUUGUCUUCGGCUUGGACGCGAAGCUGGCCCACGCUGAUGCUCAUUCCUUGCACCAUGAGCAUGACCACAACCACUCGAAUGAAGUAGAGGUACUCUCCGUCACCAUGUCCGCCGCGAGCGGGCCUCACAGCGUUGAUUUGGAGAAACUCGAAGCUUUGCUUAGGGACUCCUCUAAGGACGAGAUCUAUCGUAUAAAAGCCGUUCUCCACACAUCUUCAGCCCCCAAAUCCUCGGAUGGCCAGCCUGCCAGCCUCCCCAGCGCUUUGGACGGCAAUGGUAGGUAUAUCCUAAACUGGGCAUUCGGGCGGUGGACCUUCUCUGCUGUUUCCAUCGCGUCCCCACAGGGGACUCCGGCUUCCUCAGGCAGUGCCACGCCUGCGCCAACAGACUCGGGCGUCUCUACGCCGCAGAAGAAUUCUGCGGAGCCGACCCUGCGGAUGACCAUAAUUACUGCGCGUUACGAGUCCAGCAAAUGGAAAAAGCGUAUCGAAUCAGGAGAGUUCCUCGCCCUGGAGGGCGGCGAGCCUGCACAGCUUAAAGUGGAGAAGGUUGUGUAG